Adineta ricciae is the source of this 1017-nucleotide messenger RNA. The record is from the annotation of a GenBank genome assembly. NCBI's taxonomy places the organism in Eukaryota, Metazoa, Rotifera, Eurotatoria, Adinetida, Adinetidae.
AUGGAUUUCGAAUUGAUAACAGUCGAACAGUCAUUAGAUCAUCAACAUCGUUCAGGUGACUCUAAUACACUAUCCGAGCACUUUGAGACAAUCCCUACACUUGAUAAUGAUAAAUUCAUAUUGGAAAAGAAACAGCAAAAACGUCUGUAUCCAUGGAUCGAAUCAAUCACGGCACGUAUGGUAGCAUUCGCUAUAUUUGCUAAUAUUUCAUUGAUCGUCGGCGUACUAAUAGUUUACUUUACGGUACCAAGACCAGAUCACACGUGUCAAUUGAAAUUUCAAUCAACAAUUAAAAGUUCACGUAUUCAGAGUUCACAACCACGUACACUUGCUGUCGGUGACUUUGAUAAUAAUCAACAGAUUGAUCUGGUUGUGGCCAAUUCAGGUACAAACACAAUUGUUGUUUUCAUUCUCGAUAUCAAUGCAACUAUCAUCAGUCAACAAACAUAUUCCACAGGUGCACGUUCUCGACCAUGUUCACUUGCUGUUGCUGAUUUCAAUCAAGACGGUUAUAUUGAUAUUGCUGUGGCGAAUAAUGGAACAAACAACAUCGGAUUAUUCUUCAACAAUCGAAACGGAUCAUUUCUCACUCAACAAACGCUCUCUACUGGUUCUUACCGACCGUCAUUUGUCGCUGUUGCUGAUUUCAAUCAUGACAAUCGUUCGGACAUGGCGGUUGUAUAUUAUGGAACUGAUAACAUUGGUAUUCAUCUAGGAAAUGGAAAUGGAGCAUUCCAAAGUGUGACAAUCUACAGUACUGGCUACGAUUCAUUACCGUAUUCAUUAGCAGUUGGUGAUCUGAAUAACGAUAAUUAUUUGGACGUUGUCGUAGCAAAUUAUGGUACUAACAAUAUUGGUAUUUUCUUUGGAAAUGCAAAUGGAUCCUUUACAAGUCAACAGAUUCAUUCAACGUCAUCGAAUUCUCAUCCAACAUCAGUUGUACUUGGAGAUCUCAAUCAAGAUCAACAAUUAGACAUAAUUAUUUCUCUUUAUGAGAAAAACAAACCACUUACCUAG